This is a messenger RNA of Alnus glutinosa, 858 nucleotides long. RefSeq lists its product as uncharacterized. The record is from RefSeq and is a predicted model, not a curated record. The transcript is spliced from 4 exons. Lineage: Eukaryota; Viridiplantae; Streptophyta; Magnoliopsida; Fagales; Betulaceae. The coding region runs from base 23 to 457 and encodes 144 amino acids.
UGAAAAUCCAAGAAAAAAGGUCAUGGCCAUGGAGACGAAGAAAAAAGAGCAGGAAGAGGACGAGAGAAGGGAAGAACUUAUAGCAUCGACCCCAUCUUUGCAACCCAAUUUCAAGGCCAAAGGAGGCGUCACCCAUGCCCAGCUUUCCAAGUUCCAAGAAUUGCACAUGAGGCGUUUACAGAUAAAGUCGAAAUCAAAGAUUAAGAAGAAAUCAAAAGGGAUUGCAGAUGGGAAUGGAAAAUCUCACAGCAAGGACUGCAGUGUCCAAGACUCUGUAAACGAUGACUCAACUAUAUCAAUUGAAGAGUCCAGUGUUUCCAACUCUGAACGCAAUAACAAAGAUGGUACCUCCUUAAAGCAGAACAAUGUUGCAUCUCCUCUUGCAUUAAAGCGGCGCCAGAAGUUACAUUGGGGGCUUGACACAAAGGAAAGGUGGGAAAGGAAAGCUAACAUGUAGAUAUCACUGUGGAAAGGAAAGGUGAAACGCUCUGAAGCUGGUCUUUUGAGCUAAGAUAUGGCUUUGGGUGAUUAUGUCGCAGAUGCUUUGCAUGUUUCUUUUGGCUAGCACAUAUACCUGCAUGUUGAGAGAACAUCAACCUGGCGGAUGUUGCCAGUUAUAUAAUCAGGAGUAUCACCUUCUCUAUCAGGCUAUCAGCUGCUGCCAAGAACAGACGGAAAGCACCCACUUUUGGUUAAAUAUGUCAUGCUUGUGCUUCUUGUCUAAGGUUUUCUUCAUAGAAAUUAUUGUGGCUUCAUGUGUUGCCUUUACGAAUUGGAAAGCUGUGUAUUUUUUUAUCGCUUUUUGACAGCAGCAUCUAAUGAUCAUGAAACAACCAAAACCUCUUUUUAGUCUUAGAA